Molecule: messenger RNA, 9323 nt
Organism: Procambarus clarkii (red swamp crayfish)
Lineage: Eukaryota; Metazoa; Arthropoda; Malacostraca; Decapoda; Cambaridae
Product: uro-adherence factor A
Source: RefSeq, a predicted model, not a curated record
AUGUAUGGUGUCUCGCAAUUUUUUUUUGUUUAUCAGUUGUUGAUUUAGGGGCGACUACGAUGGUAGAAGUGAAUGUCUGCACCUACUUCAAGAGAGGAAGCGUGUAUACGUAGAUACUUUAGAUAGGUAUCGAGAUCUCCCCAGUGUUGAACUACCAACCUUUCCCAAGAUAAGAACAUAAGAAUAAAGAACUUCUUUGUUGUGGAAGAUCCAACAGUCCAGAAGCUGUUGACCAGUACACUGCCACAACUAUGUUAGUGAAAGACACAUGAAUUCACACCAUUUUGAAAGAAGCCCUUCACUGUUUUAAUUUUUAAGACAUGGACAAUGAAUUUUCAUCACUUAAUUACAUCAAGCAAAGGCAGUUAUUGAUUCUUAGAACUAGUGGAUUAAUUAAUCAAAAAUAUUUUGGAUUUAUGGGAAAAUGAUUUUGUCAUUAAGCAGUUCUGAAUGUGCAUAAAAGUUCAGAGAUUGUUGGUGAAAAGUGAGACAAUUGAAAUUGGCAGAAGUGGAGUACAGUAUUUGGAUCAUAAAGGUCAUUACAGAGAAAAGCUGGGUGUCAUGAAAUAUUGAGUCUCGGAUUCAUCUAGAUAGUUUAUACAAAAAACUUUAAGUAAUAUAUCUGAUGUUUCAACAAGAAAUGGUGAUGAAGCCAAAGUAGAGAAUUAACACUAAUAAAGGAUGUGGAAAGUCCAUUAGCCAAGGUGUAGAAAUGGAACAAGGAAAAAAUAUAGAUCAAAUUAGCAGAGAAGAAGGAAAAGAAGACAUGGGACCAAUAGGAGAAGAAAACAAAUAUACAAAGAAUGGAAAGGAAAAUAACAAAAUUCAGAAUGACGAGCCAGAUGCAGUAGGAGCUAACGUUGAUCAUGGAAAGGAGAAGGAUUUUAAUGUCAAAGAUAGAGAAAAAGAGGAACACGGAACAGCUGACCAAAAAGAUAAUAAUGAUCUUUUUGGUGGAGGGUCAAAAGAGAAAUUGUUACAUCAAGAAAAGGAUAAUAUAAUUAUGCAGGUAGGGAAAUGUCAGGAAAAACUUGAUCAGAAGAGUGAAGAAGAAAAAUUAGAGUGUGAUAAUCACUCUGGUAAAGAAAGUAAGGCAGACAGAAAUCAAGAGGACAAUAUCACAGUACAGACCACCAUCACUGGUGAAGCAAAAGGCACUCAUAAAGAAUGUGAGGGAGCUACAGGAGAGGAAAUGGUAGGGCAUCAAAAUGAGUGCCAAAUGAAUGUAGACCAGGGCAUCAAGCAUGAAAAGAUUACAAAACCUCUACCUCAGCAUGCAGAAGUGUUAGAGCAGGAUAGAGAAGAUGGGCUAAGAAGGAAGAAGGAAGAUGCAAAGGAAAAACCUAUGAACCAGGAGGGCAUGCAGUGCAGUACAAAGAAUAUGACGGACUUGAAUCAUGAAGCAGGAGAGCAGGAAGAUGGAGAAAACAAAAUAAAGGUCCAAACAGACCUACAAGAGGAAAAUGUACGGGAGAAGUCAAGGAAUUGCAAUCUAGAAAUUAUUGCAGAGAAUCUGGAAAAUGCAGAGAUGAAGAGACAGAAAAGCAUAGAUGACAUGGAAAGUCAAGGCAGUGUAAUAGAACUGGAGAACCAAACAUUUGUUUUAAUGGAAGUGGAAAAUGAACAAAAUGAAAACAGUGUAGAGACUCUAAAAAGCACAGGACAAGAUGUAGAGGAUCAGGAAGAAUUGGGAGAGAAAAUGGAGCAUCAGGAACAGGAGAAUUUAGAAGUCCAACCUUUCACAAAUUUGGAGCAAAUGUACAUAGAAGAAGGAACAGAGAAAAACAAAAAUGUGGAACAAAACAUGGAAAGCCAGAAUGAUCCUUGGAAUAAACAAUGCAUGAAAAAAGAGUUAGAGCUGAAAAAAGAUAUAGCCAAAGGCUUAAAAUGUACACAGGAGGGUGCUCUAGAAUGUAAACAUGUAUUUAUGUAUAGCAAAGAUGCAGAACAGGAUGUAGAUAACAAGGGGAAACAAAAGGUAAAGUACACCAAAAGUGGUUUGGAGAAGUGUAUUGAUGAAGAAAGUGAAGUUGAAACAAACCAAGAACAAUAUGGCCAACUGGACAAACAUUUACAUGCAGAUUCUGACCUGACGGAAAGCCAAGAGGAUACUCAGCACCCUUGUGAUGAGGGUAAGAAGUCCCCAGUUCUUGGUAGAAGGUGUGUUAAAAUAUUCUUUACCUCCAACAAAGAAGGAUAUAAAGGAUCAGAUAGUCUUAAUGGGAAAAAGAGUGAACUUGCUAAUGUCAAAAUUGGAGAGGGUUCUGUCAGUAGAGAAAUGAGUCAGAAUAAUACAGAUAGUGUAGAAGGGAGAUCUGUUGUUGCAAUAUGUCUAGAGGAUAAGAAUUUGGUGGAGUCCACUAGCAAAGAUGAUACAAAGCUUUGUGGUCCCAUUGUUCGUCAGUUCAAGUACCAACCUGGUCAUGGUACAGAAGAAAGUAUAGGAUAUCAAUAUCCAAAACAUGAAAGUGUGACCCAUGCAGUUGUUAACACUGCAAACAUUAAGACAAAGAAUAUCAUUGUUACUUCUUCAGAAAGACAAAGUACCAAUACGGGGUCUUCUGCAUGUCCAUUGCAUGGAAAUCCUCCCAGAGUCUCUCAAGACAAAAUUGGGACAAGUGAGAAAAUUGUCGAAUGCAUAGAUUUGCUUAGUGAUGAUGAUGAAGAAGACAAUAAUGCUACCUUGAAAAGUGCCACUGGAUCAAAGCCACUACAAUGUAUGCCUGAAACAAUUGUUCCCAAAGUUUGUGGAAAGUGCCAGGGCAUUUGGAAUAACAAUGUUUUAAGUGCAAUUUUCUUGGGCACAGAGUCUGUUACUGUCAACUCAAAGAUAACUUAUGGAGCCAUCAUAUGUAUCAACAAUUGGGCUGAUUCACACUAUUUAAGUGGAAAGGAAACUGCUGUGAGGAGCUUACUUGACCGGGCAGAUCUAGGAAAAAAUAUUGGAUCUUUAAAAAUAAGUGAAGUUAAUCAUUGGCUUGGGAGCCUCAUGAAAGCUGGCAAGGUAAAAUGCUGUGAUGUUUUUGAAGCUUUUUAUAAGCCAGAAGCCAAUUAUAAAUUGGUAGCAUCCUUGCCAGAUACGGAUGUAAUUACAAAUGAAGCUACAGAAAAUACAAGAAUGGUUACUCCUGUAGAUAACAGAACAAAUGCAUCCAAUGUCCAGAUGAGAGAUAAUGAUAUUGCAGCAGUGAGUAAAAACCAACAAAAAAAGAAGCUUAGUCAGUCUCCAAAGAACAUCUCAUCAUCAUUAAAGGAUCCUUCACCAUCAGGUUCAGGGCAUAUUGUUGUGUCACACAAUGACUCAGAUUCAACUUCAGAGAAAAUCCGACUGUCUGGGGCUUGGGAUACACCCAUGUUUGAUGGGACUGCAAUAUUGGUUGACAAAGAACAAAAAGAUUUAGCAUUAUGCUCAGACACACAAAAGAUGGCUAGUUCUGGAAAUGCUGAAGAAAGUGCUUCAAAAAAUGGGAAAGUAAUGAAUAAUGAGAAAUCUGAAACAAAUCAAAUUGUUCAAUCUGUUUCUGAUAUAGGAAAAUCAUCUUGUUCAAAGCUGUCUGCACAAUCUUCUAACUCUAAGACAAUGCCCGUGCUCACUUCUGAGGAUGAAGCUUUACCGAUUUCUAAAAAGGUUGUGUCAUCAGAUUCUAAAAAAAGAAUAUCAGAUGUAUUAACAGCAGAUUCUCCAACUGCUUUAAGAAAUAAUAAAUCACCAGGCUCGAAGAAGAUGAAGUCAACUGUUUCAAAGAACACUUCUCCAGCUGUGUAUGACAAAACCACUUUGUCUUCUACAGAGAAAACUGUAGCUUCUACUUCAGAGUCUAAUGAGACAUCAUCUAGCAUGACUUCUAGUGACUUAGACACUGGUACUAAAGAUGUAGUUGCUCAAGAAAUCUUGGAUGUAUCUGCAGCAUCAUCUACAUUACAUCCCGUCUCUACAGUCAGAACAAAUCUUGCUUUAUCGCCUAGUAUAAGUACUCCUAAUUCCUUUAGUCAAGAAUUGAAUUCAACUUCAGGUGAGCAGAAAAGUUCCACACCAAAAGUCAGACCUAAAGUCUUGAGGUCUAAGAAGAGGCAAAAUGUGGAAGUCUCAGCUAGAAAAGGAAGCUCUUUACUUUCAUCUCCACAUCCACUACCUUCACAGGAUGCUACGGUUACAUCUUCAGAUAUGUCUUCACAGCAGAGUAAAUGUGAUCCCACAGUUUCAAAAUCAGUUGUAGACACCUUAACAAGGAAGAGCUUAAGAGCAUCUUAUAAGAAGGUAGCUAACACAGAAGCAGACACUCUCACUUCUCAGACAAUUCCGAUAGUCAGUUCUACUCAAGAAGCGAGUUCAGGCAAAACUUCACCAGUUCAAUCAGAACAUGAGUCAGAACAUGAGCCAAUAUUCAAUAAAGAACAGCCAUGUUCACAGGAGCAACAGGAAAUAAGUAAUACUUGUUCAAUACAAAAUUCUUUCAAGACAUCUGUUCACCAUGCUGAUGAAAACUCAAUAUCUUCAGAUUCUGAUGCUGGUGGGGAUGAGGAUAAUGUUUCUUUUAGUAGUGAAGACAAUUCUAAUUCCACUUUAUGUUCAGUUCUAGGUUUGAAUGUCAGCACUUUAGAUACAUACAGUUCUAGCACAGAUAUGAAAACUAUGACCAAUGGAGUUAUGUCUAAAAAUCCUUCAAAGAAAUACAAGUUCAGCUUUUCUCAUUAUGCUAUGCUUAAGGAGAGAUCAGCUUUGAGUGGGUUAGCCAGGGAAGCCUUUGAUCUCAUGCCAUUUGAGUCGGACAACUGCUGCCCACUAACCCAUAGUACUGUAGGCCGGGUACGCUUUUUGACAAACAGGGAGCUGUUAACACUGCAGAGCAUUUGCAUAUUACAUCCUGAGAACCCAGAUGUUGAAUUGUUUUUCCGGAUUUUGGUCCAGAUACUUUUGACAAGAAACAGGGUUUUGUUGGUACCGAAUAGUCUCACUCUUCUCCUUAUAGCGGAGAAUUUACGACGAGAAUUUAAUCGAGCUAAAAGUAAAGGAACACAUGCAGCGUUUCUGUCUCAAGACUGGGAUAUCAGUAAUGUUUACACAGCAGAAGACUUGUGGCUUUCCAAGCUUGAACACAUUAAUGAACCUACAAUACGUAAUGUCCUUUCUGUGUUUUGUUUGUGGAAAAAUCUUGACAAACACAUUCCUAAUAUAUCAUUGCCUGAAGCCUUGCAAGAUCUGUGUAAAAAUAUUAAUCUUGCUGCUACUGACAAAACAAAAUUGUGCAUAAAAUUAUAUGCAAGAUUUUGCAGAUAUUUGUAUGAAGAGAAAAACAGCACUUUGGCAGAAUUCUUUCUUAACCAGCCAUUCACGGGUGGCAACACUCCCACAUCAAGAAACGUAUUAAUUAACACCAUGGUCUCUAGACUGUCUUCUGAUGUAUUGAGCUUAUCAUCGGCUGGCAGUUUGGAAAUUGAAGAAAAAGAGGUCCAAAGUGCAUUACAAAAAUGUUUAACAUCUGAAAAGGCAGUUCUUAGCUCUUAUAAUGCCCGAAAAGAGGAAGAGCUUCGUCUUAAUGUUGCCAUGUUUAAAGAGAAGUUUGACAGAUACAAAGAGGUAAAUAAUCUGCUGGUAAAAAGAAUACAAGUUGUUGAAAAGGAAAAACAAGAGCUUCUCUCCAAGAUUGUUCACUCCAAGUCAAAAAAACUAGUCAAGGAAUUCAGUCAAACUCUGACAGCAAUCCACCAAUCACUUGCCAAGCGAAAAAGAGACAGUUGCAUGGAUACAGAAAAGAGCAGAAAGGCAUUGAAACAGGAUAACUCCACAGGCAUUCAUUCCUCUGUUGAAAGCUGUUCCAGGUUUAGUAAUGCAGCUGUUAACAUAGAUUUAGGAGAAGAUGUUCCCCAGGUAAUUAGGGAAGGCAUCUAUGAACUUCUGGCAAACGAAGUGGAUGUGAAACAGGUGCGGGCAGUGAUCCACACUAUCAUGGACAAAGUGGUUGGUGAAGAGGCUGUCAGGUUACCUAGUGAUUCAUGGAUUAGAAAUUUUGCUCGUCUUAAUGGUUUUAUAAUGAAAUCAAAAUGAAACUUAUACUGUAUAAUGCUUCUUUUAUUAAGAAGUUGUGAAAUACUCUAAAUAUUUAUACACUAGUAGUUGCUGAAUAUACGGUACUACUGUAGACAGUUAAAAUAUAGCAUACAGUAUAGUCAAGAUGAUACUGCAUACACUAGUAAACAAAAAUAUUUUACUUGGAUUUUAUAGAGUUCAAAUUUGUAUUGAUAUGCAACUGUAUAUUAUUAAUAACAGUUUCAUACUAAAAUAUUACAAAGACAAAUAAUACCUCAUUGUUAUAUAUUGCAGUGUAACUUUGACUUGCAUAUAUGUAAAUAUUGAACUUGAAUUUUGGUCAUGGUAAUGAGAAUUCGAGUACAGCUUACUGUACAUUUAUAUGAGAGGAAGUGGGAGGUCACAGAAAUAUUGUAUACAAUAAGUGCAAUCUGAGAGCAAUAUUUGAUAUACUGUAGUUUGAGAGAAAGCGGUGAUUUGUAUGUAUAAUAUUGUACCUGUACUGUCCAACACAUUUAAAGUGUUAGUGCCGCAUUAAAACAACAAAAUGGUUUGAUACGACUUUAUAUUUUUAAUUCUGCUGGUUAUUUCUUCCCAGGGCCUUGAAAGUAACAAAAAUAGAAAAUUAUUCCUGAUGUUAUGAGUAAAAUUAAAAAAAUAAUCUCAAUUUACAGCUCACAAGCAUUUGCAAUUAUGCAGUUUGUUAAUACAUUUCUAUUAGAAGAGUAUCAAUAAUUGACUUUAAACCAUUCUCAUGUGAGAAUUUAAAAAAAAAAAUCAUGUGGUCAUUCACGUUAUUUUGUAAUUACAAAAAGAUACAUUAUGACAUCAGAGCGGUUUGGAUGUGUGGCAGAGGUUGCUAACUCAUCAUCCAUCAUCUUAAAUAUGGCUGUCAGCCUUGAUCUGUUUUUUGUUGAAUCAGUACAGGGUAAAAUAAGAAGAGAAUGAGACACAAUAAUGUGGCUGAGAAUAACCCAACCCACAAAUAUGAAAAUAAAGGAAAAUAACAACAUUCCAGUCCAUCCUGGACCUUUAUCAAGUCAUGAAAUUGUCGGAAAAUUGUGUUAUUUUCCCUUCUGUUGUGUGGGUUGGGUUACAAAUAAAAUAAUUAUUAUUUACAGUACAUUUCAGCCCCUGACUGGAAUGAUUAGGAAAGGUUUUACUUGCAACUUUCCUUGAGAACCUGGGUGAAUUAAUCAAAGAUAUUAGGAGAUGAUGAAUUUUAGUACAUGUAUAAUCUCAAAUGUGUAAUUGACUAAGCUAAGGACAGGUCAAGUGAAUUCAAUCUCACAACCUUGACAAGAUGAAACUGAGGGGAUAUGACCACUGCAUUUAAGAGAGUGAGGGGAAUAUAUAAGAAUAGCCCAUUUAAUCUGAGAGAUGCCUGGGUAAAAAGGCAUUGAUGAAAGCUAGCUACGCAAUCAAGUCAGAGAGCUGUAAUGAAAUUCUCUUAACCUGUAUGACAAGUCAGCAAGUGGAUUGCAUUGAAAUAGGUUGUUGAAGUCACAUCUUUCCACAACUUCAAGAAAAAAUAUGACAACUUAAAUGCCGAAAAAUGUAAUGAGCCCACCUUGUAUAAAAGGGUAAGAGGCAUGGCAUAUAGAGCUAGACUCGCUUCACUAUAGUCAUUGAUAGUUUAGCACUAUUACUUCAACUACUGUACCAAUAUACUGUAUUUGCAGCCACAUUUUAUGCUACUGUAUAUAGAACUAAAGUGGCUGUGUAAAUGGGAUUAUGCUUCUAACUUUAAGUUGUUAGUAGUUUCAGAAAGUUAAUGCAUACAAAUUUAACAUACUGUACAUUAUAUUCUUUAUUUUUUUGCUUUGUAUUUUUUAUGUACAUUUGGGCAGGUUUGCACAAUUAGUCUUCGAAAGUACAGUACAAUGUAAUCCUUCUCGAAAGGAUAGUUUCAUGCUGGACCCCCUCUGAUGCAAAAGAACUCCCAUUGCAUCUGACCUUUCUUUGACUCUGCGUUUUUUCAUUUUAUAUUGCAUCUUUUUACUGGAAAAAAAUAAAGCAUGUAUUUUUUGCAUAUUUUGACACAAAUAACUAACCAAAAAGGUUUUUCAAUUAAUAACAUGAAUAUGUAACAAAUUACAGUAUUAUUUUUCACUUACCUAUACAAUAAACAAAAAACAGUUGCCUGGUCACCCUUAAGUGACAGCAUUUGUACCAAUGGAAAUCAUUAAUUUGCUGCUUCCCGACUUUUGAUCAAGCUGGUUCCUUUUGGGCAGGGAAUACACAGUAUUAUGUUACACCAUACAGUUUUUAUUUCAGUAAUAUUCAUGUUUUUCUCUUAUGCUUUCAGAUAGUUUAUUCCCUUAAAAUACUAUUUUGCAUCAGUUUUAUAAUCAUUUUUCUCCAUGUCAUUUGCCCUUCUCUUCCUUAUUUCUAUGGUUUGCAUAAGACUCAUAAACCUGGUGUUCAUCUUCAUCCUAUCAUUUCUUUAAGAAGCUCUAUCAGCUAUCCUAUUUGCUGCCUGGCUUGCCAAAACUCUACCUCCUUAUCUUGGUGCUUUUUCUCCUGCCCACCUCCGUCAGUCUCAGGACUCCUCCAGUCACUCUCAUAGAAAGACUGUGUCUGCAGCUGCAGUCAUGUUAGGAUUCUAAAAUCAUCCUACUGAUUGGUCUUCUAAAAUAAUCUUUUCUGCCUCUACUCUUCACAGACACCUUCUUGUCGAAUUGGCUCUGAUACACAACAUACCCAACAUGACCCUUAGUGCUGGCUUUGUUGCUGUUGAUGUGUCCCUUUCACAGUACAUACUGUACAGUACUUAAAUGCUCUAACUUAAUUAACAAACAUGACCCGACUUAACCCUACCCCACCUUUUUUUUAUUCUCUUAUUCUUACCUUAUCCCAUUCUUAAUUCAUCCCAUUGAAAAUACAACUUGGUAAUGGUCCAGGACGGUAGUUUUUACAUCAUCUGAUGUGUAGUUUGGUCAUCAUAUCUUCAGCCACAUUAUUGUGACUCAUCAUCUGCAUUUCAUAUAGCAGUUCAGUGGACAUCUACCCUUAAUGUUAGUAAAUAUGUAUUGCACAUGUAUAUAAAUACAGGUUCAGUACAGUACUGUAUAUUGAAAUUCACAUUUCAAAAUAUUAGUGUCUGCAUAAUUUUUCUUGCUCAUUAUUUUUCUUUUGCUUCUUUAGUAUGUACACUACAGUAUUAAAUAUAAUGUACUAAUUAACAAGUUCAAUUACUGUAUGUUAUGUUUUAAGAAUAAUCUUUUCAACCAGUAUACUGUAUUUGACAAAUAAAUUGACCUACUGUACAGCACUGUAUAAAAUUUUGCAGUAU